AUAUUUUAGCACUGCUCACAGCAUUUAAUAUAAAUUUAGAUACAUUCAAGAUCUACAUGAAGGGGUAUAUGUGUUAAGAAGAAGAAUUUAGAGAGAUAUAGGCCGAGGGUUUGGGAAUGGGAUUAAGUUUGAAUAUUCAUUUUGAUCUCACGGACACGGUCCUUUCCCGUGCUGCACAACGCAAUGGCACAAGCGGAACGAAUAUUACGCCCCUCCAGCUGAUGAGUUGCCCGGAUCAUUUAGCGGUGGACUCAUCACUGCGGACUGUACCACCGGGAGAAAAGGGAUGAAUUGAUUUUUCAGAUGAACGUUUCGGACUCUGACCCUGGGUCUGGCCGCUAACUCUCCACGUAUCUGGUUGUUUAUCCUCUACGUAUUGAGUAUAAGCUGGGAGUUGUGCGGAGAGACUUCAGAGUUGGGAGCCGGUGGUGAGGUGUUCAUCAGUCACACCCUCCCUGGGACGAGGUGCCGGGGUCCCAGUCCGCGAUGACGGCGCCGGCGCUGGUGCUGCUCUUCAGCGGGAAGCGAAAGUCGGGCAAGGACUUUGUCACCGACUCCAUCCAGAGCAGGUUGGGUGCUGAGAACUGUACCAUUCUGAGACUAUCGGCUCCCAUUAAGGAGCAGUAUGCCAAGGAACACGGAUUGGACCUCAACCGGUUACUGGGCCCCAGUGAGUACAAGGAGCGGUACCGAGCGGAGAUGAUCUGCUGGGGAGAGGAGCAGCGCGUUCGAGACCCGGGGUACUUCUGUCGCUUAAUUGUAAGGGACGUGAAGUCGCCUGUCUGGAUGAUCAGUGAUACCCGCCGGCACUCGGACCUGGAGUGGUUCCGGACACAGUACGGCAGCGCUGUGCAGGCGGUGCGAGUGGUGGCCUCGCAAGAGACACGACAACAGAGGGGCUGGACGUUCACCGCGGGUGUGGAUGACCGGGAAUCGGAGUGUGGACUGGACAAUGGGGUCCACUGGGACUGGGUCCUGAACAACGACGGGACGUCCCAGGAGCUGGAGACGCAGCUGCAGCCUCUGCUGGAGUUUAUCCGAAACCGUCUGGCCCAGGCAGGGCACUGAGGGCAGGAGACCAGGCCGUCCCGUCGCCGUUGUAUCUGGCAUUGAUGGAGCUGCACCCACAGUGGCCUGUGCGGUGGGAGCCAUUCUCUGAUAGGAGAGAGGCCCCAAAGCUGUGAAAUAUGUGGGAAAGAUGUGAGGGGAUGUUGCCUGAAUCAGAUGCGAGAGAAUUGUGGUGGCCGGAGGGGGUCACAGAGACAGG
Messenger RNA from Mobula hypostoma (lesser devil ray), 1267 nucleotides. RefSeq names its product phosphomevalonate kinase (gene pmvk). The record is from RefSeq and is a predicted model, not a curated record. Lineage: Eukaryota; Metazoa; Chordata; Chondrichthyes; Myliobatiformes; Myliobatidae. The coding region runs from base 487 to 1068 and encodes 193 amino acids. Gene Ontology annotation, cellular component: cytoplasm. The transcript has 5 exons. Gene Ontology annotation, biological process: isopentenyl diphosphate biosynthetic process, mevalonate pathway; cholesterol biosynthetic process. Gene Ontology annotation, molecular function: phosphomevalonate kinase activity.